AUGGAGGAGGUGGUGGAGGAGGUGAUGGAGGAGGUGAUGGAGGAGGUGAGGGAGGAGGUGAUGGAGGAGGUGAUGGAGGAGGUGAUGGAGGAGGUGAUGGAGGAGGUGGUGGAGGAGGUGAUGGAGGAGGUGAUGGAGGAGGUGAUGGAGGAGGUGAUGGAGGAGGUGAGGGAGGAGGUGAUGGAGGAGGUGAUGGAGGAGGUGGUGGAGGAGGUGAUGGAGGAGGUGAUGGAGGAGGUGAGGGUGGAGGUGAUGGAGGAGGUGAUGGAGGAGGUGAUGGAGGAGGUGAUGAGGAGGUGA
This is a messenger RNA of Knipowitschia caucasica, 300 nucleotides long. The record is from the annotation of a GenBank genome assembly. NCBI's taxonomy places the organism in Eukaryota, Metazoa, Chordata, Actinopteri, Gobiiformes, Gobiidae.